AUGGCAGACGAAGAUGAGGUUGUGGAGAUAAUUACUGAGAUCACCGAGACCACAUACACCACUGGUUCUGCACCGUACACAGUAACAACAAGACAUACUUCGGAAACAAGAGGGCAUCCUUCAGAAACAAGAACGCAUACUUAUGAAACAACAUCAUCACGUACUUUUGAUAGCACAACACAACCUCCGGAAGCCACAGACCCUUCUCACAAGGCCUCCCAACCUGUCAGAAAAAAAGUUGUACGGAAAAAAGUGGACAGAUCUAAGUUUCGGACACCUUACUUGGAUCACAGCUCAAAAAUGCAAAAGCUCUUCAGCGAAAAAACGUACAAGGAAAAAUUUGAAAAAGACAAAGGAAAACUAUGUGGAAUAACAACAGAUACUCCCGAACUUCGAAGAAUCAAGAAAGUCCAGGACCAGCUCAGUGAGGUUAAGUAUCGCAUGGCUGGGGAGGCAGCUAGAACCGAUUGCCACGUUGACGAAAAAGCAAGAGACAUUGAGCAUGCAAAGAAAGUGUCUCAGCAAGUCAGCAAGGUUUUAUACAAACAGAACUGGGAAGAAAAUAAGGAAAAGUACUUCCUUCCUCCUGAUGCUCCUGAGCUUGUUCAUGCUAUUAAAAAUACAGCCUUAUUCAGUAAGAAACCUUACGUUGAAGAGUGGGAAGCAGAAAAGUCUCUCUUCUACCCCUAUGAUGACAGUCCUGAACUUAGGAGAGUUGCAAAGGCACAAAAGGCCCUCAGUGAUAUUGUUUAUAAAAAAGGACAUGUUGAGCAGAAAUCAAAGUUCACUUCUGUGUCUGACCCACUUGAUGUGGAGCUUGCCAAGAAAGUUACUCGACAGCUCAGUGACAAGAAGAAGAAGAAGAAGAAGAAGAAGAAGAAG
Thamnophis sirtalis is the source of this 882-nucleotide messenger RNA. The record is from RefSeq and is a predicted model, not a curated record. NCBI's taxonomy places the organism in Eukaryota, Metazoa, Chordata, Lepidosauria, Squamata, Natricidae.